Molecule: messenger RNA, 1656 nt
Organism: Meyerozyma guilliermondii ATCC 6260
Lineage: Eukaryota; Fungi; Ascomycota; Pichiomycetes; Serinales; Debaryomycetaceae
Exons: 1
Coding region: 1-1656 (551 amino acids)
Source: RefSeq, a predicted model, not a curated record
AUGAUGUCUUCAUAUAAGCAAAAAGUGGUUUCUGUACCUUCGCCAUGUGCUUCCAUGAUCGCGUUUUGCAACUUGGUGACUCUAACAAUCCAUAUAAGACCCAUUGAAGGCCAUAAUUCUUAUAAAGAGCUUACUAUUGACAUUUUGGAUGAUCUUGAGCAACACACAAGCGUUCGUGAAGGAAAUACAACAAGUCAUUCCUCACCCAAAAUCACCCAAGUUGAAUGGGAAUUCUGCUUACCAGAUACUAAAGCAUCCAAAAUUGGCGUUUUGAUUGAAACUUACGCAAUGUUGUUGGUAUACGAUAUCCGUGAGCAAUCACCGCCUCUAAUCAUUCGCCAAACUCGCGUAGAUGGCUUGUGCAAAUUCCAGUGGAUUCCUCCUAUAAUAGAUGAAGCGCCAGAAGGUGCCUAUAUCAAUUGCAAGCAAUUGUUGUUGUUUACUGAUAACUACCUACAUGCAAAGUUAUAUUCUUUGGACUGUACCACCAUCCUGUGGACAAUUGAAACCCCAGUACCAAACUCGGGCAUCAUUGUAAAGCCUUGUCUGAAAAACAGAAUAUGGACAUUAGUUGGCGAGCAGAUACUGACAACUUCACAUCCUCCAGUGGUUUACUUGUUCUUCAAUUUUGGUUCCGAAAGCAGUUUGUUCCAUACUUUUGAAUUGACUGACGAAGAAUCGACUACUCGUCUUUGUGCGCCAGAGCUAAGUUGGUCUCAAUCUGGUAAUUGGCUCCUUGACUUUUCCACAAAUGAAUGUCUUUUUGGAUUUUGCAUGGAUUUAUACAAUUCUCUUGGUCUUGGUACAACGUCACAAAGUAUUGGUUCAGGGUUGGAAAUCCGCAAAGGUACUCCAGUAGCCACUUUAAAUUGGCUUACUGACGGUAUUCAUCAAGGUUCUGCAGGUGCUACCAAAAGUUUGGUGACUUAUGGAGCUUUAAACUAUUUAUCACUGUGGGUACAACUUGCAAAUUCUGAAGUGGUAGUGAUCGCCAGUUUGUUGGAUGGACAAGUAGAGCUACUUUGCUACUCAGUCUUGAAACUUCGGCUAACAAAAGUUGCAUUCCUGAACGCUAAUAUUCGUUACGUUUGGCAACAGCAUGGUUCCACGGUGCGCAAAGUUAUCACCAAGGGCGUUCAACUAGAAGAUUUGAAUGCCAUUAACUCGCUGAAUCAUUGUUUGUCGAUAACUUGCCAUGAUACUAUUCUCGUAUACGUUUUGAGUGAAACGGAAACAGUACAAUUCGAUCACAAGAGCACUUUGAAAUUUACAGAGCCAAUUGAUGCCGUGAUCCAUUUAAAAGAUUCUGCGCAGAAUGCUAUGAUAGUUGUUGCUGGUCAAUACAUCAUAGCGUACCUGGUCGAGAGAGAUAGUGUACAAGUUUUGUUCGAAAGCUCAAUUAUUCACGAUACACUUGUGUAUGAGCAAGACAACAAGUGCACCAUUUUGAUAAAAGUUGCUAACGAGGGUCUCAAGAGCGAUUGGUAUUCGAUGAAUGUUGCUUAUGAGGAGCUUCUACGUGACGAGCCAACCAUUACAAGUGUCAAGCACCGUCCACCAACCCAAGAUUCGAGAAGUCGCUGGCAGCGAUUACACUUGCCUAGUAUAACGAACGACGAUAUCACCGACACAUUUGGAUUAAAGAGUCGCUCCUAG